GGCGGAAACCCAAAGCUGCUGUGUAAUUGUACGUGUAGCUGCUGGAGCAGCUCGGUCUUUUUGUGACAAACACUUUAUUCCCAGAAUAAAAAUGCCGGACUAUUUGGGAGAAGACCAAAGGAAGACUAAGGAAGAGGAGAAGGAUGACGCACCUAUAAGAGCUUUGGAUGAAGGGGACAUCGCCCUGCUCAAAACAUAUGGUCAAAGCACCUACUCCAGACAGAUCAAACAAGUAGAAGAUGACAUCCAGCAGCUGCUCAAAAAGAUCAACGAGCUGACAGGCAUUAAGGAGUCGGACACAGGCCUGGCUCCACCAGCACUGUGGGAUCUGGCUGCUGACAAACAGACUCUACAGAGUGAGCAGCCGCUGCAGGUUGCAAGAUGCACAAAGAUCAUCAAUGCAGACUCCGAGGACCCGAAAUACAUCAUCAAUGUUAAACAGUUUGCCAAGUUUGUGGUGGACCUGAGCGACCAGGUGGCCCCAACUGACAUUGAGGAGGGCAUGAGAGUCGGUGUUGACAGAAACAAGUAUCAGAUCCAUAUUCCUCUGCCUCCUAAGAUUGACCCAACUGUCACCAUGAUGCAGGUGGAAGAGAAGCCUGAUGUGACCUACAGUGAUGUGGGUGGAUGUAAAGAGCAGAUUGAGAAGCUGAGAGAAGUGGUGGAGACCCCCCUGCUCCAUCCUGAGAGGUUUGUCAAUCUGGGCAUUGAGCCGCCGAAAGGUGUCCUGCUGUUCGGGCCUCCCGGCACAGGAAAGACCCUGUGCGCCCGCGCUGUGGCUAACAGGACAGACGCCUGCUUCAUCAGAGUCAUUGGCUCCGAGCUGGUGCAGAAGUACGUGGGAGAGGGAGCCAGGAUGGUGCGUGAGCUGUUUGAGAUGGCCCGGACUAAGAAGGCUUGUCUGAUCUUCUUUGAUGAAAUUGAUGCUAUUGGAGGUGCUCGUUUUGAUGACGGUGCUGGCGGAGACAACGAGGUCCAGAGGACAAUGCUGGAGCUCAUCAACCAGCUGGACGGCUUCGACCCUCGAGGCAACAUCAAAGUGCUGAUGGCCACCAACCGGCCAGACACCCUGGACCCGGCCCUGAUGAGACCUGGACGUCUGGACAGGAAGAUCGAGUUCAGCCUGCCUGACCUGGAGGGUCGCACACACAUCUUCAAGAUCCAUGCUCGCUCUAUGAGUGUGGAGAGGGACAUUCGCUUUGAGCUGCUGGCUCGUCUCUGUCCCAACAGCACCGGCGCUGAGAUCCGCAGUGUGUGCACAGAGGCCGGCAUGUUCGCCAUCAGAGCUCGCAGGAAGAUCGCCACGGAGAAAGACUUCCUGGAGGCCGUUAACAAGGUCAUCAAGUCCUACGCCAAGUUCAGCGCCACCCCCAGAUACAUGACCUAUAACUGAGUGUGUGUGAGGGGGUCCGCUUUAGCUUUUUACUGUCAAAAGAACAGAGUAAAAAAAACAAACAUCUUGUCCUUUUGUUGUCAUUGUUGUUCACUUAAAUAAAGUUUAUUCCAGAUUUCAGCCUCAGUGAUUCUGUUAAAUGUAAAACAACCACAUAGAAACAUUAAAGGCAUCCUGUGUUUUACAGUAACCGCACAGCUACAGCUUUGUUAAAAAAAAAAAAUAGGAAAACAUUUGUUAUGCUGUAAUGAAGAAUAAAACAGCAGUGUACAAUAAACACCUUAUA
This is a messenger RNA of Centropristis striata (black sea bass), 1679 nucleotides long. RefSeq names its product proteasome 26S subunit, ATPase 2 (gene psmc2). NCBI's taxonomy places the organism in Eukaryota, Metazoa, Chordata, Actinopteri, Perciformes, Serranidae. The transcript has 12 exons. Gene Ontology annotation, biological process: proteasome-mediated ubiquitin-dependent protein catabolic process. The record is from RefSeq and is a predicted model, not a curated record. Bases 92 to 1393 code for a protein of 433 amino acids. Gene Ontology annotation, molecular function: ATP binding; proteasome-activating activity; ATP hydrolysis activity. Gene Ontology annotation, cellular component: proteasome regulatory particle, base subcomplex.